Messenger RNA from Branchiostoma floridae (Florida lancelet), 1707 nucleotides. RefSeq lists its product as uncharacterized. NCBI's taxonomy places the organism in Eukaryota, Metazoa, Chordata, Leptocardii, Amphioxiformes, Branchiostomatidae. The record is from RefSeq and is a predicted model, not a curated record.
UUUGGUUGUCGUUGGGCCCGGAGGGUGUAGAGUGAGUAUCACAACAACAAUCUCUUGUCAUGCUGUGUCAUGUUUAGUGACCUUUUAAAUCGGAGACGCGUCGAACGAGAAAGGCGUACCCAACCUUCUGGCUCACCGCAGCAGUAUUGUCGACCAGACGCUGUACAGUGGAUUUCUGGCGUGGGGUACCGACGAUCGUUGCUGUAAAGUACGUAUUUACCUGAAUCAAUAGGUGACGUCACACAACAUGGCGAUUCUCCAGAACUGCUGCUGUUGCUGCACCGUCCGCUUGGGGUCGCUAAUCACCGGUGUCCUAUACGUGAUCAUACAUAUUGUGGACUUGGGGGUGAAGUCAAGCAGUGUUGCACUCGGAUGGCAAGUGUACGGAACCGAUGUGGCCUCGGUCGUUGUUGACAUCAUCGCCAUCAUUCUGGGCCUGUUGCUGAUCGUUGCCGUCUUGGGGAGCAUGAUGGCCUUGCUGCGCGCCUGGGUCGCCCUCGCCAUCCUCAUCCUGAUCACGGAGCUCAUCAUCAUCAUCUGUUUCACCGCGCUGACGCUGCAGGGGGUCUGGACCGCACUGGCUUCGCAAUCGUUUUGGUUGAGCCCUGUUAUCGGUGCCUGGAUUAUCUACUACUUUAUCUUCUAUAUCACGGUCUACGGUGUCUUGGUUGUCUACUCUCACUACCAAAACCUUCGGGACGGCAUUGAAGAAGAAUAAGGUGAUGGGAGUUUGGACAUAGAGUCAUGGCAGCUUUCUUACCUACGUCCGGAUUUUUGGAGAUGAAAAUUCUACUGCAGUUAAAUUCUUCGUAGAACUUUUAUUACAUAAUAGAGUAGAAGUUAACAUGGCGCUCUCUCAGGCCAAUGGUCCUUGUGCAUCUGAUUCCGUCAGCCAAUCAGAUGGUUCCCUAGCUUCUAUUGUAUUAGAGGGAGUUACCGGCCAAUCACUUUGCUUUUUGCUCAAAUGCGGCGAUGUGAUUGGCUAACUGGUUGCUAUCGCCAAUGUGGCGAAAAUGGCGGAUCGCAAACAGUCACGGUCGUUACUUGAUACAUGAUAAUAGCCUAAAUUGCCAAUGUUAUUCGCCGAUUGCUCCUUUAAUUACAAACGAACAGAACAAUAAGGGCCAAUUAGGUUGAUUGUAGCUGCAUUGAGCAUCUUGACAACUUAUGAUAGCAUUUUUAGGAGACAUUUAUAAGCAUUUAUAUAGAUAGAUAGCGUCAUAGGUUAAACGAUUAUUACUACCAGCUAAGGUAUAGCUGAGAUUUUAUUGUUUCACCUUUAUAGAAUAAACAUCAAAUUGGUUUGGUUUAUCUUUUAUCUAUCCCAAUGGAAUUCUUCUUUCCUGUUCAUUUCUAUUGCUGCUUUUUGAAUGUAGAUUUGACAUCACUGUUGUCAGAAUCAAAGCCGUUCAGUACAUGAUGUCGAAGCAGACUUUUUUCGAUUGUGCACCUAAAAAAUGUAGCUCCAAAUGCAGUGUGGUACUUGCAUGGUCAAUACGCGCAAAUAAUAAACAUGGGACAUUGAAAUCAAAAUGCUUAUCUGUCUGUAUAAGUGAAAUUUAUGCAAAGUAGCAAAUAUUUGUAUAAGGUGGAGUUUCGGAAGUAAGGUUUAAAAUUUUGUAGGAGGGGGUAGCGCUGGGAAUGCAACGCCUCUUGGAAAAAAAUAAACAAGAUUGAAAAUAAAAUACAAUUUUGAUCACAAAUGGC